AUGACACCAACAACAGACAUUAGUGCCUCGACCCCUGGCAGCGCCGUGCUCAUCACCGGCGGCCGCGGUGGCAUCGGCCGGGCGCUUGCCGAGGGCCUCAACGCAUGCGGGUUCUUCGCCAUCGUGACGGUUCGCAAGGUCGAGGACGUCGUCGCACUCAAGGCUGAGGGCCUAACGGCAGUGGUGAUGGACGUGACCAAUUCCGCCCACACGGAGCCGGCGGUCAUGAGCGUGAACGCGCUGCUGGCAUCUCAAAACCUGCGCCUCGUUGGCGUCAUCGCCAAUGCGGGCAUUAACCCCGAGGGCGAUCGGAUCACGCAGGCGGCAGGUGGGAAGACCCCAACCGAGCUCAGCGAAGCCAGCGUUGCGACGGCGAUAUUCGCCACAAAUGUCGUGGGCGUGGCCGUCACGGCGCGCGCGUUCCUGCCGAUGUUGCGCGAGGCCGGCGGCGCCGGCCGGCUGAUAAUUAUCGGAUCAUACUUCGGCACCAUAGCCGGUGCGAUCGGUGAGGGCCACGCGUACUACGAAGCCUCCAAGUUUGCGGUGGAGGGCCUCUGCGAUAACCUGCGGCGGUCAGAGGCCAAAAGGGGCGUGGCGGUUAGCCUCGUCAAGCCGGGCAACAUCUCCACGGCCAUGAACGCCGUACACGGCGAGGAUCCGCCCGAGGUGGUGUUACGCGCGGUGCGGCACGCGCUUGGCUGCAGGCCGCGGCACCGCUACCACGUCGGCCGCGUGAAGGGCAUGGGCGUCUGGCUGCUCUGCUGGCUCUUCAAUCACCUUCCGACCUGGCUGACCGAUCGGCUCCUUUCAUGA
Molecule: messenger RNA, 813 nt
Organism: Emiliania huxleyi CCMP1516
Lineage: Eukaryota; Haptophyta; Isochrysidales; Noelaerhabdaceae
Product: 3-hydroxybutyrate dehydrogenase
Exons: 1
Coding region: 1-813 (270 amino acids)
Source: RefSeq, a predicted model, not a curated record